Messenger RNA from Emiliania huxleyi CCMP1516, 1327 nucleotides. RefSeq lists its product as hypothetical. The coding region runs from base 1 to 1059 and encodes 352 amino acids. The record is from RefSeq and is a predicted model, not a curated record. NCBI's taxonomy places the organism in Eukaryota, Haptophyta, Isochrysidales, Noelaerhabdaceae. The transcript has 5 exons.
AUGGCGGCGGCGACUGCGGUGCAGGCCCCGGCUCUACUGGCGACGCUGGCGGCGACGACGACCGCAGCUGCGGCGCAGCCCGUCGGCACGAGCACCUUUGCUCAGCUUUGGGCGGCUUUGGCGGCCUCGGGCCUUACAGCCGCAGCUGUCGCACUCGCCAUCGCAGUCGGCGGCGGCGGUGAGCUCUCCAUCGACACCCUCCGCUUCGCGCGCCCGGUCACGCUGCACACCAGCGCGCACAACCCGGGCGCGAGGGAGUUUGUCGACGCGCUCGCGGGCAGCAUCGAGGGCGUCGUCGCGGCGGACGCGCCUCCGCUCGGGCGGGGGCGGUCCCGCGGCGCCCUUGCGCGGCAGCUCUCGCGGCGGCGGAGCUUCCCCACCGCAGGGGCGAGCGCGCCGUCGCUCGGCCGGCAGCUGUCGCGCGCCCUCACGAGGGAGGGCCUCUCGCAGAGCGUGUUUGUGCUCUACCUCAACAGCGCCACCUUUGUGGGCGACGCCGGCCUCGCCCUCGCCGACGAGGCGUGCGGCAGAACAGUGCGCACGUGGCGCGCGGGCAAGGUGCAGCUCCUGCUGGUGCACGAGAGCGACCCGGCGCACGGAGGCUGCGACUUUGAGAACUUCUAUGCCACCACACCGGAGGACCUCGUCGCUGGAGGCCUCUACUCCGCACCGGCUGUCGAGCUCUACCCGCCGCCGCACCGCGACGUCUCCCUCGCGCUCGUGGCCAAGACGCUCGGCGCCGUGCGGCGCACCCUCGCCGCGCGCCUCUCUCUCGACCGCCUCUCCGCCCUCUCGACGGUCGAGACGGCGCGCUCCUCCGUGGCGCGGCUGUCCCUGGCGGGCCGACAUGCGGAGAAGGGGCGCGCCCGUCGCGCGGCCAGGCCCCUCGCGCGCGUGUCGGUGCGAGGCGUCGGCAACGCGCGCUCGUCGGCGGGCGACUGGGAGCCACGCGGCGGCGCCCCGCGGCUCGGCCGCUCGGACAGCAGCCUCUCCUGGUGGGGCGAGAGCGACACGGAGAGCGGGCGGCGAAGCGAGGGCGGGGCAGAGAGCCGCGUGUGACGCGCCGGGUCGCCGGCACAUGGACACGGCAGCGAGGCUUUCGACUUCGCCUGUGCUGCCAGCAGCCAGGGCGUGCGGAAAGUAACCGCUGCAAUGGAAUUCCAUUUUGACGCCAGUACGUACAUGCUGUACAGUUCAGGUCUUGUGUGUUGUCUUUGCAUGUGUGUGUGGGGGCACCCCGCCUGCGCGCCCUGGGGCCGCCCGUGUCGCAAAUCCGUACAGAGUACAGUUGAGCAUGAGCAUGAAUCGUGAAUGAGAAUGGUGUGCA